AUGUUGGUAGCUUUUGAAGCCGGGAAUCCGUUGAGGGCACUCAUCCUUCUCCUUCUGUACCCUCUAAUCUGUUUAGUAGGGGCAGAGAUGGGACUCAAAAUCAUGGUCUUUGUCAGCUUUGUGGGGCUUAAAGCAGGGAGCUUUCGAGUUGGAAGAAGUGUAUUGCCCAAGUUCUUCCUAGAGGAUGUUGGUCUCCAAGGGUUUGAGAUGGUGAUGAGGUAUGAGAGCAAAGUUGGGUUUACUAAUUGGCCUAUGAUCAUGGUGGAAGGCUUCAUGAAGCAUUACUUGGGGAUCGAAACGAUUGUUGGCAGAGAGAUGGUGGUCUUUCAUGGCUACUUUUCUGGUCUAAUGGAAGAAAGGAGACCAUGUAAGCCGAGUUUAAGCACUUUUCUUGUAUAUCAUGCACUUCACUUUAUCACAGAGGCAGAGAAGAGAACUUGGCAAACACUUCCAAGAGCCAAGUACCCAAAACCACUUAUCUUCCAUGAUGGAAGAUUAGCAUUCAGGCCAACUCCAUUAGCAUCCUUAACAAUGUUCAUCUGGCUUCCAUUCGGCUUCCUCCUUUUCGUCAUCAGAAGCCUUAUUGGAACCUCUCUCCCUUACCAAAUCUCAAUCCCUCUCCUCCAAGCCACAGGGAUGCGUGGCUUCUGUUCCAAGCCACGAUCUUUCCGGUCUGACAAGUCACAAGGAACCCUCUAUGUCUGCAACCACAUAACCUUAUUCGACCCAUGUUACAUCUCAACGUGCACAAACAAUCCUUUAACAGCAGUCACAUACAGCUUGAGCAAGUUCUCUGAGUGGAUGGCGCCAAUCAAGACAAUCCAAAUCACGAGGAACAAAGACAAAGAUCUGAAGUUGAUACAAGAACUUCUGACAAAAACUAACCUUGCUAUAUGUCCUGAAGGCACAACUUGCAGGGAACCUUACCUGCUGAGGUUUAGUCCUAUGUUUGCCGAGGUUGCGAAGGACAUUGUUCCUGUGGCGAUCGAUAUGAAGUGCAACAUGUUCUAUGGAACGACUGCUGGUGGGUGGAAAGGGUUGGACCCUGUGUUUCAGUUGAUGAAUCCCUCUGUUUGA
Messenger RNA from Linum tenue, 1077 nucleotides. The record is from the annotation of a GenBank genome assembly. NCBI's taxonomy places the organism in Eukaryota, Viridiplantae, Streptophyta, Magnoliopsida, Malpighiales, Linaceae.